Molecule: messenger RNA, 1757 nt
Organism: Anopheles darlingi
Lineage: Eukaryota; Metazoa; Arthropoda; Insecta; Diptera; Culicidae
Product: alpha-tocopherol transfer protein-like
Exons: 3
Coding region: 540-1466 (308 amino acids)
Cellular component (GO): membrane
Molecular function (GO): phosphatidylinositol bisphosphate binding
Source: RefSeq, a predicted model, not a curated record
CGCCAAACAACGCAAGUCGUCGGUGCUGCUGCUGCUGGUGCUAGUGCUGGGCUUUGUGACGCAACACAAUCUCUCGGGCUUUUAACCUUCAACAUUGGAGCCACUAUUGGGUGGCCAGUGCUGCGCGUGUUCCACAGGGGCGUCCCACGAGUAACGUCCGUGACCGGUCCGGUGCACCUCUUCAUGCUAAGUGGCUGUGAUUGUGUGCUAGGUGCGCGUGUGUGUGAUCAACACACAAAAGAGUUCGAAGCAAACGAUCACCGUGGUUCGUGGUGGAGCAGCAUUGCAAUCUGGGAGUAACGGCAGGCGCUCGCAAGGUUAGCAGCAGCGUGUGGAUUACAGCAGUACACCGGCAGCAAUCGAAAGUGACUAGUUUGCGUGUAGGGAGGUGCGUAAAAAAACAGCAGCAUCGAAAGAAAUUAGACACUCACGCACGACGUGUGAUAAGGUUUCUGUCGCGAGUUCGCGGUUCACCCCGGGCAGUGUCCCAGUUCCUGCACCAAACCACUAGUGACUAGUGCGACCGCGGUUUUGCCACCAUGUCGAUCAAGUACAACGAAAAAAACUUCCCUUACAUCGAUCUGGGUCGAGGCUACAUCAUCUACCUCGAGGAUGACGAGUACUGUGAGGAACGCUGGUUGCGCAAAGCCGAACAUGAACUGAACGAGACGCCGGAGCGCAAGGUGGUCGCGCUGGAACAGCUGCGCGAGUUGCUGCGCGCCGAACGGAAGCUCACGGUGCCGCUGGACGAUGAGAAGUUUCUGCUCAAGUUCCUACGUCCGCUGGCGUACGAUGUGCAGAAGGCAUUCGAUUGCAUAAAGCACACGUUCUCGAUGAAGCGCAACUACGGCAAGGAUUACUACGAUGGACGCAUCAAACCGUCCCACAUUCGGCACAUCUACGACUCCGGCAUGGUGACCUUCCUGCCACAGCGCGAUGACGACGGGUGUGGCAUCUGUGUAACGCAACUGGGACACAAAUGGAACACGUCGAAAAUCUCCAUGUAUGACGUGGUGGCCCUGUUCCGUAUCAACAUCGAGGCCUCGCUGAUGGACCCGCUGGUGCAGAUGAACGGUAUACGGAUCAUAUUCGACUUCGAGGGGCUAUCGAUGUCGCACGUGGCUCAGGCAUCGCCCAAACACGCCAUGGUUAGCCUGCAGUGGAUCCAAAAGUGCUGCCCACUGCAGCUGAAGAGCAUCCACAUCGUCAACAACUCGAUGCUGUUCAAUGUGCUGUUCACGAUCUUCAAACCGUUCAUCUCGAAGGAGCUGCGCGAUAAGAUGCACUUCCAUAACCGCGACUUUAGCUCGCUGACCAAGUGUAUCAGCGCCAAAUGUCUGCCGCCGGCCUAUGGUGGCACACUCGAUGCCCCCGGAUGCGAAGGUCAGCUACUCGGUGAUUUCAUGCAGCUCUACGAUAAGCACUACGAAGCCUUGGACUCCUUUGGAUACGAUGAGAGUACGUAGGAUAAUUAAACAGAAGCGGUCAGCAAGCCGUCCAAUCUGUGAUCAAUGCCGCAAGACCUGCUGUGGCCUUUCGCCAACUGUACUUGCACCGUGCAUGGGUGUGUUUAAUAUUUUAUUUUCUUACUGUUGAUGUGCACAUGCUCACAUCCUCUUUCGUGAUUGAGUAUCGCAAUCCCUUUUCCAUUGCGCUGCAUCGUCUGCAGGUGGCCUUCAGUGCGAUGCUGAGUUUGCUAAGUAGUCUGUAAGUACGAAUGCUAGAAAACGAAUAAAUAGAAGAUGACAUUUUCACUA